AAAACGUCAUCAUGCCAUUAUCCGUGAUUUGGAUUCGUUAUGGAAGAAGAACAAAGGGGAAAAAGACAAAAGCAAGAGCAAAUGGGUGGGUCCCGCCCAUUUCAUUCACCGGACACGGUGGCUCUGAUCCUUCAGCCAAUCAAAAUCACGGAAGAUGAGUUUUCAUGGCAAAGCAUAACUUUUCUCCCACUAUCCCUUUUUUCGUUUUGUAUCGAUCGAUACCUACUCUCCUCCUUUCCACUCGCUCAGUCUCAGGCCGCCACCAGCUCAACUGCUUCCCGCCGCCGUCGCUUCACUUUGUCUCCUCUGUAAUCCUAAUUCCUCCGCGUCAUCCCCCCUUUUCAUCGAUUCGAAACAGGAUGAGCAGCAACGGGGAUCACAGCAGCGAAUUGGAGGCGGCGCAGUACAUCGGGAUGCACCACCGCCACCAGCCGGCGGAGAAUCAGUGUUCUUCUAACCUCGUCGUCCACAUCAAAGCCCCAGUCGACAUCGUGUGGUCUUUGGUGAGGCGAUUCGACGAGCCGCAGACGUACAAGCCGUUCAUCAGCAGGUGUACGAUGAACGGAGAGGUCGGGAUCGGGAGCCUGAGGCACGUGAAUGUGAGAUCUGGCCUCCCUGCAACCACGAGCACCGAGAGAUUGGAAGUUUUCGAUGACGAGGAGCAUAUCCUUGGGAUCAAGAUCGUCGAUGGUGAUCACAGGCUCAGGGUAAAUUGGCUACUGUUUGGUGUUGUCUAUUUGGCCUUUGUUGAUUCGUUUUCUUGCUGCUUCUCGAUUCCGAGUAGUUUGACUUGAUCUCCUUUAGGUUAGGAGGAUGGUAAUUGGUAUAGGAAAUGUCUGACAAGAUUGUGGAGGUAGAACGUCUUUUGUUCUUGCUUGCAGUUACCAUUUCUGGGUUGGGAACGUUUGGUUUGUUUCAGUUGUGUCACGGCUAGUUUUCUUGGUAGAACUCUGUCUUCUUCCUCAUAUGUCCUCAGGGAAAUUUUCCUUGGGAGGUCUAGUAAUGAGCUAUCUUGCAUCCGCUGCAGCUUCUUUCCCUUUCUGACCUUUUCCUUUUUUCUCAUUUUGCCCUUGCUUCUGUCUGCUCGUGGUGUUAAAACAUUGCAGAAUUACUCCUCGGUCAUAACGGUCCAUCCCGAGGUUAUCGAUGGAAGGCCAGGGACGUUAGUCGUCGAGUCUUUCGUGGUGGAUGUGCCUCAAGGGAACACCAAGGAGGAUACAUGCUAUUUUGUUAGGGCUCUUAUCAAGUGCAAUCUCAGAUCUUUGGCCGAGAUCUCCGAGAGGAUGGCUGUGCCUCGACCUGGACUCGACUGAGCCAACUGUCGAUUCUCAGACCCGGCUGUGGCAGUUGGGAGGAGAACAAGGGGAGUAAUACCGUUCAAAAAGUUUGAUACUUGGAAGUGAAGUGGAGGGAUUAUGAAGCAUCCAUGGAUGUAUGAAUACCAGUAGGCAGGUAUAUGUAGUGACUGCAGUCUUCGUUGGUCUUUCCAUAGUCUCUCUCAAGCCGUCUUGUGUAGGCGGUUUUGAUGUGCUCUUUUCCCUCCUUGUUUCUGCUGGUUUUGGUUUUGGUUGGCUGAUGCUGUGCUCCUGGAAUGUAAAUUGUGGUCUUCAUCAAAAUACCUGUAAAAUAUGGUUUACCUCUAUUCUUGCUGCUGCCAGACGCAGAGACAAAGAAUACAGUGGAGAAACAAACAUAAAUGGAAAUAUGUAACAUAUUUAUUUGGCUAUCUUCUUUCUUUUGCCUCCUCUGCACUUUCUGCACUAUAUAAUCUGACUCUGCUCGCCUCAGCCCUCAUGACACUGAAUCAAUGGUUAAG
Linum tenue is the source of this 1816-nucleotide messenger RNA. The record is from the annotation of a GenBank genome assembly. NCBI's taxonomy places the organism in Eukaryota, Viridiplantae, Streptophyta, Magnoliopsida, Malpighiales, Linaceae.